AUGGCGCACUUCAUCCCGCCGGCAUCUAGCGGUUCUCGUGGAGGCUUGGGUUCGGGAAGUGGGGACGAUGAUGAGGAAGAGUUGUUGUUCACCGAUGAAGAAGACGAACCUAAGAUCAAGGACGAGCUCACAAUUGUUCUCGACGCGUCUAACCGGGAGAGGUGGUCGGAUGUGGUUUUGGAGGCGCGGAAGCACAUGCGGUGCCACCCUAGACACCCAGGACGCGUUCGCGACGGCCGGAGAGUGUGCAUCUUGGUUGAUUCCUCCUCAUCAGACGAAGAAGACGAGAAGAAUAAGCUUCCAGUCCGUCGUCUAGAGCCAAGCCCAGCGAACCCCACAACGUUCACCCUGUUCACCCGACUGCCGAAAGAACUUCGGGAUAACAUCCUCCUCACGGCCGUCGACCCCAUCACCAUUGAGGGCUGGGCCAAAACCGACCUCGAGUGGCGGAACGGGCCCCAAGCGCAUUUCUUCCUCCGCCGAAUCAGGUCCUGGGCCGCCAUACCCCUCUACGCCGUCAGCCGGGAAACCAGGGCGCUGGCGACCACGGCCUUCGGCGCGCCGGACCCGCGGACCUUUCCGUUCAGCCCCGCUCGGGACGCUGUGGAGCUUGUGUGGGAUGGGUCCAUGCUUCCCACCACGUGGAGAAGGGCGGAGGACUACAGGCUGGCCGGGCCGGUUAUCGCGGGUAGGUGUAGGUGUGGUGAGCUAGGAAGGAGACAUGUCAAUAGUGAUCAUGAAUGGGCUAUGCUGAGGGAGACGCGUGAACGGGUACAGGGUGUGUUUGUCGACGGGCGUUACGCGAGGUUUGAUUUGGGGCUGAGGGAUGGAACCAAGGGGCCGUGGGGCCUUGUGUUUGGGUUGGUGAAUGGGUUCUUUGGCGACGUGAGGAUGUUGGGGGUGAGAUUGUGGGACUUGGAUGAUGAAGGGUUUGAGGGGGGCUUUGAUGUAUCGAAGGGGGAGGCGCUAUACAGGGUUGACCAGAUGGACUUUUUCGAUGGGAUGGAGGAAGUUUGGUCUGAGCCUGGAGCUGAGGAUCAAGGGGUGAGAGUGGAAGCUCCGUUCCUGAGGCUGAGGUUGCUGAGGGUCUUGCCUGAGUGA
Molecule: messenger RNA, 1101 nt
Organism: Colletotrichum costaricense
Lineage: Eukaryota; Fungi; Ascomycota; Sordariomycetes; Glomerellales; Glomerellaceae
Exons: 1
Coding region: 1-1101 (366 amino acids)
Source: RefSeq, a predicted model, not a curated record